This is a messenger RNA of Paramisgurnus dabryanus, 1472 nucleotides long. RefSeq names its product transmembrane protein 233. NCBI's taxonomy places the organism in Eukaryota, Metazoa, Chordata, Actinopteri, Cypriniformes, Cobitidae. The record is from RefSeq and is a predicted model, not a curated record. Gene Ontology annotation, cellular component: membrane.
CCCAGUGGUAAUUAUGUCAUAAGCCAUAUAUGACUCACUCAUCUUCUCAUCCAUUGCUUCUCACUCUUACUCAAUCAUCUGACAUCCCCGGCUUCUUAUUUCUCCUCCUGCUGUCCAUUCAGUAUCCUGAUCUCAGACCUCAAGUAAAUGUUCAACAUCACUGCAUCUUCCGAAGCUACCACAGAGUCUCCUGGUCCGUUUCGCAUCAUGAGUUCUGGUGUCCAGCAGUCGGAUGAAAAGUCAACCCGCUCUAUAGAUGGAAGUAUUAGUGACAGUUUUGUAAUGAAUGCUGAGUCGCAAGGGCCUCCACCGUUAAGGAAUUACAUUUUUCUGACUAUAUUCACCUGCUUUUGCCCUGCGUGGCCUAUCAACAUUGUGGCAUUGGUUUUUUCGUUGAUGUCUCAAAGCAGUUAUGAUACCGAAGACUAUGAAGGAGCUCAGCGGCUGGGGAGGAAGGCUCUUCACAUGGGAAUUGCCUCUCUACUUAUUGGCCUGCUGAUCAUUAUGGUCUUCAUCAUUGUACACUUUACAACGCACACAAUUUGAUGGUGAAAAUAGAAAACAAUCUGAUGUUGAUCUGUUCCAGUGCAAACAGGAGGACACUGUGAGCUCACACCAGAAUGUGGUUUCGUAGUGGCGGCACCACUUGCUUGAACCAUCCUGGAUUCAUAAGUAAUCAAUAUUAUGAAAUGGAAUGUAUUAAAAGGUCUGAUUUGCUAAAAGCAUGGCCAAAAGGACUACAAAAAACAUACUAUUCAUACCAGUUUGUAACAAUAUCUCAAAGAUUUUCAAGUGAUGCCAUGUCUUUCUGCAGGCAACACAUUUGCAUCUACGUUGUGUACAAUGACACCUCAAAUCUUGUUCACGUGUAUAGUUUCAGAGGUGUGAAUUGUGUUCGCCUUUAAUAAAUAUUGAAAUGAUGCUUUCAUACAAACAUCUAAUGGAUGCUUUUACAGAAAAGAAAAUUUAAACACCCUGUGGAAUGAUGUAUGGGUGAUUGUAUAAAUAACUAUAGACGAUUUCAUAGGACGCAUGCAUGUUGUCAUGGUUACGCGCCUGGUCCGAAGUUAACUUCCGGUCUGUGUUUGUUUAUCAGUGUCGCUAGUGGCUAAACUGACCUCUAGAAAAAAUACCUUGUCAAAAAUAAAAAGAAAUCGGUUUCCUAAAGACGAGGAGAGACGGCCAGCAUGGAUCCCCGCAGUCAAGAAUUCAAGGAUUCGUAACUAACAUUGUAUACAUGAAUUUUACACAGUAACGUUAGCUCAGUAAUUUACUUAUUUAUUUUGCUUGUUAUCAGAAAUAAUCUGCUCUGGAAGGACUCUGAAAGGUUAUUGUUUUUAUGCAAAAGUCUCCAGAAGUAAAGUUUGGGCCACAAAAGCCAUUUGUUUAUGUUGUCGCUGAAACCGUCUAUAGUGCGAUAGAGUUUUUUACCGAAAAAAAUACAUGUUAAAUGUAUGAAAUGACUCAAUAAA